AUGUCUUUCGAUUACUCUUAUCAUUAUGCCGGCUUCAAGCCACUCCGCGAACCGGUGGUUCGUAUCAUCGAUAUUUCGCAUAAUUUGGUCGUCCGUCAAGUGUCGACGAUGCUCCGGAGGCUGUGGCUGGUGGACCCGCCCCUGUCAGACGAGGAGCUCCUUCAGGAAAAUACGCUCAAGGCGUGUUUUCAGGCCAUAACACAAGCCAUUGGCAACGGAAUAUCAGAUGAUCCUGAGGAGGUGCGGUGGGAUCACGGCCUCUGGCUAUCACACACCGAGCUCCGGGUGCUCAACCCGGCCGCUCUGGCUGCAGCAGAGCCGUUUGAUGUGAGGAGCGUUGUUUCUCCAUGGCGGUCGGAGAUUUACGAGAUCUACAAACAUGUCUUCAUUGACAUGUGGCGGAUGAUGAAGGAGGCGCCGGAGACUGACCACCUCGGGGAGUUUGAUCCCUCCAAGGAAGGAUCUGUGACCCUGGGCGUCCUGAAAGCCGAGAAGCUCAAGGCCGACAAGACUGCUUUCCGUACAGAUACGUUCCUGUACCCGGUGUGGAUCAACCCGAAAGCAAAAAUUUCGUUCAGCAUGGACGGCGUUGUGGGGAAGGAGCACAUUUGGUCGGAUGACGAGCCUUCGUCAUGGGUUACGGGGCUGUGGGUCCAAGGUGAGAAGGAGGUCACUAUGACAACGGAAUUGGAUGACAUCGAGGGAGACCAGACUGGAAUAGCAGCGGUCUUCGUAAUGGGGCACUGCGAAAAGGGUGCUCCCAUGCAGCUAAUAGAAGAAUUCCGGGACAGAGAAACAAAUGUUUUAGGGCCGGCAGGUGGCGGCGACAGCAAAGCUCCAGAUUACGACGUGCCUGAGUUUGUGGCAGAGGCUGAUCACCUCGCGAGGGCGAUCUUCCUGAAGGCGGGAAAGGCUGUGGAGCAAUGUGCAUUUGACAUUGUCGACAGCGAAAUCGACCAGCUCCAAGACACAACUUCCUGGCUCGAGGUGGAUGUUCAUGAGAGCGAUACGGUAUACGAGCCGCUACCAGAUGACCACAGCAUCAGGAUUCUCAUCGUGGAGCCCGAAUCGGCAGGACCGGAUCUCCAAACACGACUUGAAGUCGUGGACUUGGACAAGGAUGUGGCAUAUGAAACUAUGUCAUAUACAUGGGGAGAUCCAAAGGACCAGGUGCCGCUUCGAGUCCGCAGUCAGACCGUCAUGAUUCCAAAAAACCUCGAGAAUGCCUUGAAGCGACUUCGACACGCAGAUCACAGGCGAUACAUCUGGGCUGAUGCCGUCUGCAUCAACCAAGCGGACCUUUCUGAGCGUGGUCAGCAAGUGUCGAUCAUGCGCAAAAUCUACUCAAAAGCACGAAGAGUCCUCGUCUGGCUCGGGCAAGACAAGACGAAUUAUGCAAAGCUGGCUUUCACCACCAUUUGCGAUAUUGUUCGCUCUUGGCGCCCUGCGAGUAACCCAAAUCGAUUUACAAGUUACAAGGAAGCAUUUGAGCCUCGAAAAGAAGCUCUUAGUAUCGACGAAGAUGGCUGGACGGCCCUCCAAGCCAUGUUUCAGACUGAAUACUUCAGCCGGUUUUGGGUGAUCCAGGAACUGGUCCUUGGGCAGAACGCGACGAUAAUCUGGGGUAGCCACUCCAUCGACUGGGGCCUCGUCGGAAUCAGCGCGGCAUGGCUGCUGACCAGAGGGUGGCCAACAAACCAGGACUGGCCUAUCUCUGCUGCGUACAAUGCAUUCCUGAUAUAUGUCCUCCCACUCGCCAGGCGGAGUGCGAUUUCGAGCUUCUCCAAGCUCGACCUAUCUGCCGUCCUGGCGACAACAAUGGGGAAGUUUAAGUCGACAGAUCCGAGGGACAGAAUCUUCGCACUUCUUGGACUGCCAUUCUCGGGCAAUGAUCCUGAGAAAGGGACGCUCGUCGACCCGGAUUAUACCGCAGAGGUGCAGUCGGUUUAUCUUAGCGCCACGAAGCGCAUGCUUGCCCAAGAUCUCAAUCUGAGGCUUCUGAGUGCCGUACAGCACGGUCUGGAGAUCGACACCACCUCUCCAUCUUGGCUGCCAAAAUGGGACCAGUCUUUGUUCGCAGAGCCACUGGCCCUCCGACAGGAGCAUGGAUACUACGCCAACGCGGGAGAACUAUUCAUUCCGGGCGACGACACUUUCGGCGCAGAUGGGAAAUCGCUCACACUUACAGGACUCAAGGUGACCACCGUGUCGGACGUCACGGCACCAUUCACGGCAGGCCAAAUCUCGUUCUCCGGCCUGCCGGACAAGAACAGGGACGCGAUGCUCAUCAUCCUGUCCUACCUCAACGACAAAGACCGUCAGGUCCGCGCGUCGUGGAGCGCGACGCUGGAGAAGAACACCGUCCCGGGCUUCAACGACCCGGAGAAACAGGCCGAGUUCCUCGCGGAAUAUGGUGGGUUCCGCAUGGCGGCUACGAACGCACUGCCCGGGAAGUAUGGCAUGCGAAAGUCCACCGAGAUGCUGGACGGCGAGAAGAUGGGCGUCGACAACCUGGGCGAGUUUUUGAUUUACUGGCGCGAGCGUUGCACGUGGGACGUCGAGGCCCUCCGACACGACGACUUCAAGGACUUCUGGGCCGCCGUGGAAAAGGAGGAGAGCCCGUAUACCACGGAGCGGGCCCUGUGCUCGAUGAACGCCUUUCUUGGGCGGAGGGUAUUCCACUGCGAGGAUGGGAAGCUUGGGAUCGGGCCCGCGGCGAUGAGGCCGGGAGAUGUGGUCACUGUGCUUUUCGGUGGAAUUGUUCCGUAUGUGUUGAGGCCGCUGGAUGCUGCCGGUGAGGAUGGGAGUGAUCAGAAAUGGGCAUUUGUGGGGGAGUGUAUCGUGCCUACAUUAAUGCAGGGACAGGCAGUAGAGGAAGCUGGGCUGUUGGCCGAUGGAACAUAUGAGAGGGGCAAGGAUGGGAUGCUAAAGUUGACUCCGGCGGAGCUGGAUGGUACGGAUCCGCGCUUUAGUCGGGAGGUUGGGAAGGAUGGCGUUGAGAGGUUUGAGAUCAGGUAG
Messenger RNA from Diaporthe amygdali, 3018 nucleotides. Its product is annotated as heterokaryon incompatibility. The transcript has a single exon. Bases 1 to 3018 code for a protein of 1005 amino acids. NCBI's taxonomy places the organism in Eukaryota, Fungi, Ascomycota, Sordariomycetes, Diaporthales, Diaporthaceae. The record is from RefSeq and is a predicted model, not a curated record.